This is a messenger RNA of Cetraspora pellucida, 3456 nucleotides long. Lineage: Eukaryota; Fungi; Glomeromycota; Glomeromycetes; Diversisporales; Gigasporaceae. The record is from the annotation of a GenBank genome assembly.
AUGUCCAAUUUAGUUGGCAAACAUGAAUCCUACAAAGAGCAGAAAGAAACGUUCUAUAACGGGACAAAAGUAACCUUAAUUUUGUUGAACAACAUAAAAUUAAACCAAAUUGAUGUCAAAAAAAUCAGUAUUGAGAAAGAGCUUGAUAGAAAUGAAAUAGAUAAUAAAUAUUGUAUUAUUGCUACUAAAUGCGUCCUGUUCAAAACUUUUAAUCACGAAAAUGUUCUUCACGUUUUUGGUUUAACAAAUGAAAAUGGGAAUUUUUAUAUUGUUCGAGAAUACGCUAAUAAUGGUGACUUACAUGAUUAUAUUAAAAAUCAUCCUCUGAUUCCAUGGAAUGAAAAGAUAGCAUUAAUAGAUAAAAGACCUAAUUGUUCUAAAGUAAUUGAAGAACUAAAUAAAAUUUCCUGUGAACAAGUAUAUAAUGAAAAUGCUAAAAAUUAUGAAUGCGGAAAUAAAUAUAAAAAUCAAAUCGUCAUCUCAUUAGAUUUCGAUUCAUCAAAAAGUACAAAUCAAAUCGUUAACCAUUUUAAAUUAACUAAAGGUCGUAAUCGUAAUGGUCACGAUUUUGAUAUUACAAAGAACGAUAUGUUGAAAAAUGGUGAAAUAAAAACUUGUAAAAAAGAGUGUGUUCCAACAGUCUAUUUCGAAAAAAAAAAUACAAACCCUUGGGAAAUGUUAAAUGAUAUUAGUUCAUCUCAAUAUUCUAAUGGUGAUAAUCUGUUUCCUGACGCUGAUACAAUACAAAUUCAUAUUCCAAUUAGAAUUAUAGAAUAUCGUGGAAAUCUAAAUGAUUAUUUCAUUAAAGAAGUUAAAGAUGCGCUCAAUAUUUUGGAUAUAUAUGAAAAAAAGAUCAAGUUAAAAGGAAUAUUAGAUGAUUAUGGGAAUUACGUAAUUACAAAGUUCACCAUUGGUGGCACGAUUUAUUGUUCAAAAGCUAGUUCUAAAAGCAUAGAACACUUACAAACAUAUCUUAAUUGGGGUAUUAAUUAUGCAAAAAAUGAAUCUCUACCUGUUUUUGAGCUAACUUCACUCGAAGAUUUUCCAUCAUUUGAAACUUUACCAUCACGACCCAUGAAAUGCGUUAAUGAUUUAUAUUCUUGGCUAAAAGAUUUAUAUGAUUGUAAAAAUGUAGCUAUUAUAUCAUAUGAAGGUUAUAAACCAUUUUAUGAAUUAUUAGAUGACAAAUUAAAAAAUGAGAUAUUUGAAUGCUUUUCUUUCAAACCCAUCAAUAUAAAUCUUUCAAAAUUAAUUCCACAACUUUCCACCGCAUAUGAACAAAAGAACUUUUCAGAAUGGGCAUCAAAACCUUCAAUAUUAUCACAUGUACAUGAUUUGACAAAAAACCUUUCCCUUCAAUAUUUCAUUUCUCCAAAACAUUAUUCAAACUUAGGAUACGGAAAAAGAAUCACAUUUAAAUUCCUAAAACAACCUAAAAUUAUCCUAAAUCAUAAAAUAUUUAUUUCAUUCAUUCAUCCUCAAAAUCAACAUAUAACUCAUUUAUCAUAUAAUGUAGAUGAAAGUUCAUAUAAUAUUACACCAAUAGAAGAUUUUAAAUGUUCUACACAAAUUUAUUGUCAAAUUACAUAUCAGGUGGCAGAAAUUUUUUUGGAUCCAUCAAGUAUUUUACCUGAGGAACUUUUUUCUAAAGAAUUUAAUUCAUAUAAAUCAUUUGGAAAUUAUUAUAAUCAUACAUUACCAAAAACCUUUACCAUUGGUGGAACGUUAACAACACAUGAAGCUUGUGGUACUCCUAACAUACCUUACAAAUUUCCACAAGAAAUAUUACCAGGAAACAUCAAUCAAAUUUUAGCAGAUUUGAAGAUUAAUAAUACUUCAUUUAUUAGUAAUAAUGGAAAAAUCAUUAAUAAAUAUCAAAUUAAAGAUUGGUUAGAAGGCUUUCUCACUAAUCCUAUAAAUUGGAAAAUUAAUUCUUUUGAUGAUUUGUUCGCAUCUUAUAAGACAUUAUAUCAAUUAAGAGAAGAUAUAGAAUUUAUUUCUGAUAAUGAAUAUCAAUUUGUUUUUAAUGGUGAAAACUUAUUAAGUCGAGAUAAUCAAAAUAUUGUAGUCAUCAAAUUUACUCGUCCACUUAUAAACGAUAAUUAUCUUAUUUUUGGAAAUAUUUUAAAGAAAUGCUCUAAUAAUUUGGAUGAAUCUUGGGAAAGAAUUCCAGAUGCAACUAUCGCAUUUAGUAAUAAAGAAAAACAAUAUCAAUAUAUUUUUGAAGAAGAAUUUGAAGAUUUUUCAAAUGAAGAUAAUAAGAAACUACAAAUUAUUAAAGGUGGGAUCAAUCCAUACUCACAGGAAAAGAUAAUCCUUAAUUGGUGUAUAAUAAAUGAAAAGGAAUUAAAGAACAAGAAAUUAAGUCUGGUUAGGUUUAUCCUUGAUGAUGAAUCAAGAAAAGAUUUUGAUUAUCUUGUAGAUUGUGACCGAAAUGAUCUACCGUCCUUAGAUACAACUAAAAAAAAUGCAUUACCAACUAAACAUAUUAACUUUGGAACAUUUAAUUUAGGUAGCUUUUCAUGUUCAGACAAAAAUUCUAAGGAAAAUGAAUGGAAAAUACAGUUGGCUAUAAAAACUGAGAAUAAUGAAUCACUAGCAAACAGAGAUCACUCAAAGAAUAUAAAGGCAAGAAAUGCACAUGCAUUAAAAAUACCAUUAGUUGUCCCAACUUUGAACAGUUUAGUAGAUGAAAUAAAAAUCAAUAUUUUUAAAUUCAUAUUAUAUCCGAAAAACCUAUCAUUAACAUAUGUGAACAAAAUAAAUGAACGUCUCUCAGAAUUUAUUGAACUUGGUUUUAGAUUGACCUAUUCACUCAUUUGUGAUAUCUUUCAAUUAUUUGAGCAUCGAUUAGAUGAUAUUGGUGAACCUUUACUUGAAUCGUUUUCUUCCCUUAAAAAAGACGAGCACUUUUUCGAGAAUUGUAUUAUAGAAACGAUUAAACCACAACGUAAUUUAAAGAAAAUUGAUUUAUUAGAAUUCUUGUAUCGUAAUAUGAAACAAAAUAAGGAAGGAAUAUUCUUAAAUGCAAUGAAAUUUCAUGGAUUAGAUAAUCAUUUAAUUGAUAAUGAAAAACUUAAAACAUCUACACCUAUAAAGUCACUCUCUUUAUCACCUAUUUAUUAUUAUUGGUCACUUUCAAAGUUUAAAUCCAAUUCACUUAUAGCAUCACUUUGUUUUAAAGAUAUUUUACAAACAAGAAUCAUAUCAGAUGAUGAUAUACUUGGUCCAUUAUUCAAAGGAUAUUUAGCGGAAAUAUAUAAACUUCGUGUUACUUUCCAAUUCCCUUUGCCACUCAUUGAAAUAGAAAAUGAUGAAAAAAAUGUGAAAUUAAUCAAAGAAUGGUCUCCAGUAUUAGAAAAGAUGAAUCAUAAUAUUAAUACGGAAUCAAAUGAAAUACAAAUUACUGAAGAAUUCAAGGCUUAUUUUAUUGAAUUUGCAGAAAAAGCUUUUUAA